Chinchilla lanigera (long-tailed chinchilla) is the source of this 1776-nucleotide messenger RNA. It is a transcript of the gene Lrrc23, whose product is annotated as leucine rich repeat containing 23. Gene Ontology annotation, molecular function: protein binding. The transcript is spliced from 7 exons. Lineage: Eukaryota; Metazoa; Chordata; Mammalia; Rodentia; Chinchillidae. The record is from RefSeq and is a predicted model, not a curated record. Bases 482 to 1510 code for a protein of 342 amino acids.
UCGCGUCCUAGAUACCCAAGCAGGGGCCAGCCGCUCCGCGCCCCCAGUUGCUAUAACAGCAGUACACAACCCUCCACUCUUGCAGCUGUUCCAAAGCACUCCUUCGUUUUGGACCAAGAACCUCCCCAGAAUUGCUUCCAUUUGAGAAAACCAGUUCUCCGUCCCUUUGGGAAGGGGGAUUGGGUGGGAAGACAGACAACAGAGGGAAAUGGGACUAAGCAGGGAGGGAAAGUUAGAAUGGUCAGGGGUCUGGGAGGGCAUCUUGAAGGGAGGAGACUGUGUAUGGAAAGCAUGAAAUGGAGGCCGGGAGUCAGCAGGAGAUGUUUGCAAGGGAAAGCACAGCUGGGAGUCGGGUAGGGGGUGAUGGGCAGGUACUUGUCAAAGAGGUAAGGGAACUGGGGGUUGGUGGAAACCUAGACCUUCUUUCUCAGGACGAGGACUGCGCUUGACCUGACUCCAGAAUCUCCCGGCGAGGAGAAAGAUGUCAGACGAAGAAGAUCUGGAUGACUUGGAGCCAGAACAGGAUGAUCUGGAAAAAGAAGAUGAUAAAGAUACAGAGGAGUGGGAAGACUACAAGAAGGAGGGGGAAGACUUGUCUGAGGACUGGCUGCCCACGCCCCUGACGGAGGAGAUGGUGAAGGAAGGGCUGUCUAUGCUCUGUAAGACGGGGAAUGGACUGGCUCAUGCUUAUGUUAAACUGGAUCUUAAGGACAAAGACCUGACAGACAUCUCCUUGUUGUGCUCCUACAUCCAUCUGCGCUAUGUGGAUAUCUCUGAGAACCAUCUGACGGACCUGGCACCACUCAAUAACCUCACCCACCUGCUGUGGCUCAAGGCUGAUGGCAACCAGCUUCGGAGUGCCCAGCUGAAUGAACUGCCCUACUUGCAGAUCGCCAGUUUUGCCUACAACCAGAUCACUGACACUGAAGGCAUCUCUCAUCCUCGGCUAGCAAGCCUGGAUCUCAAAGGGAACCGCAUCCAGGUGGUGACCGGUUUGGACCCCGAGAAGUUGAAAAGCCUGCACACUCUGGAGCUCCGGGGGAACCAGUUGUAUACCACCAUGGGAAUCAACCUUCCUAAGCUGAAGAAGCUCUUUCUGGCCCAGAACAUGCUGAAGAAAGUGGAAGGCUUGGAAAGCCUAAGCGAUCUCACCACCUUACACCUGCGAGACAACCACAUUGAAACUCUGAGCGGCUUCACCAAGGAAAUGCAGUCACUGCAGUACCUCAACUUGAGGGGCAACUCUAUAACCAGCCUGAGGGAGCUGGCCAAGCUGCGGGAACUGCCCAAGCUGCGAGCUUUGGUGCUGCUGGAGAAUCCGUGCACAGAUGAGACUGACUACCGCCAGGAGGCCCUGGUGCAGAUGCCACACCUGGAGCGCCUGGACAAGGAGUUCUACGAGGAAGAGGAAAGGGCUGAGGCUGAUGAGAUCCGUCAGAGGAUGAAAGAGGAGCAGGAGCAGGAGCCCCAGCCUGAGCAUGACCUGGAACCGGACCAGCCAUCCACCUAGCAGCAGUGCUGGUCUCCAAGCACAGAAAGCAACGACUGGGGCCUGGCCCAAAGACCUAUGAGACUGCGGGAUGGGGAGCGGGACCCUGUAUUCAUACUCAGAUAUCACAGGGGACAAACCGGGAAAAGAGGAGACAGGAUGCCUCCCUUGCGCCAGAGCUGAAGAUGUCUGGGCUCUGCGAUGGGCACCUGGCCAGGGUGUUCGACUGGAGCCUGCUGGGGUCUUAGGGAUGGGUUUUCCAAUAAAGGGACAUCUUGGUACCCUGG